ACCAGCCCGCGCCCAUGUCCAUGCAACUGGCUUCUUCGCCGGCGACGGCGGGAGAGAAGACCAUGGCAACGGCGUGGCCGUACGUGGAGUACAUGGCGCGGUGGGAGAGGCAGGUGGAGCGGCGGCAGCUGUUCCUCCGGAGCUACCACUUCUCCCGCGACUCCGAGGUCUCGCCCCGCGCGCUCACGCGCCGCAUCGUCUGGGCCGGGGCGCGACGCCUGCGCCGCGCCGCCGCCAAGGGGCUCCGCCGGCUCCGGGCGCGCAUCCGCCUCUGCUUCGGCUGGGCUGCGCCCGCGCUCCGCCGACGCUCCUCCCCGCGCCGUGGCGGCGUCCACGGGUUCCGCUACGGCCGCCUCCCCCAGAAGGCGCCGCCGGCGGCCGCGAAUGCCGCGUCCGUGUGCCUCUGGUAG
Molecule: messenger RNA, 410 nt
Organism: Triticum dicoccoides
Lineage: Eukaryota; Viridiplantae; Streptophyta; Magnoliopsida; Poales; Poaceae
Exons: 1
Coding region: 15-410 (131 amino acids)
Source: RefSeq, a predicted model, not a curated record